Molecule: messenger RNA, 9065 nt
Organism: Protopterus annectens (West African lungfish)
Lineage: Eukaryota; Metazoa; Chordata; Ceratodontiformes; Protopteridae
Product: 5'-3' exonuclease PLD3-like
Exons: 12
Coding region: 216-2012 (598 amino acids)
Molecular function (GO): catalytic activity
Source: RefSeq, a predicted model, not a curated record
UAUUGCCUGCCAGAUGUCAGUUAAAAAAGGCAAACAGUUUGAAUUUCUAACGUACCACACUUGGCAAGACAGCCAACUAGCAAACACAAAGUAACUUUUCUUCUUUCUUUAGUCUGAAUUCUAGCACAGGCUGUUACUUUUUGAUUUUUGUAUUAAAAGGACAGCAAUAACCAGUGCUUUUUAAAAGAAACAACCACAAUAUAAAACAAUAAAGAAUGAGCAAAAGGGGAAACACUAGCGUUGUAAGAAGGUCUUCAAGGAUUCAGGACAAAGCAGAAGCAGGGCAGCCAAGAGGAGAUGCUCUGGCAACAAGCACUCCAAUCAAAAUUGAGCCAAGGGAAAGCAUACACAUCUACUCCCCAGUACAAAGGGAAGAGGAGAUCUCAUUUUUACGACAAGGAAUCCCCAGCAAAUCAGAGUCUACCAUUUCAGAGAAGACAGCCAUAAAGCGUAUAUUAUCCAAUCCGGAGCCAAGGAUUGUUCAGACUACUACAGAAGAGUUGCUAAAGACAGCAAGGAUGCCAGCACAACAGAAGAGGUAUCUGGAACUGCAAGCUACACCAAAUACACUUUUUGGCAGAAGUUCUGAAGGAAAAAGAAAGCCCUUCUUUUGUAGACCUCUUUGCUUCUGCCUGAUUCCAUUAAUUGUUGUUCUGGCUGCAUACCUUUGGUAUCUAUGGGAACAUGGAAGUGGGAUUCAUGUACUGCAGGUCCCAGGGUUGUUGACAUUCAACAGAAUUUUCUCUUUCAAUCCUUGGUGGAAGAGAGAGGAGUGCAGUUCACAAUGCAGUGUCCACCUAGUUGAAAGCAUUCCAGUUGGUCUUCGUUAUCAGGCUGAUUUACCACACCACACUUCCACCUAUGAUGCCUGGAUGAAUCUGUUGCGUCAAGCCAAUACCAGUGUAGACAUUGCAGCGUUCUACUUCACACUUCGGGAUUCUGAUAUUUACAUGGAGGAAGAAACUGCCUGGCAGGGACAGAACAUUUUUGACAAGAUGAUGGAUUUACUGUCUCAUGACAUCAAAAUUAACAUAGCUGUGAACAGUCCUCAAAAUUCUGGAGAUCAGGAUACCACUGAUCUGGAUAAGCAAGGUGCUAAUAUUCGGCAUGUGGAGCUUUCACAGCUUACUGGUGGUGUUGUUCACACGAAGCUGUGGGUUGUCGACCAGAAACACAUAUACAUUGGCAGUGCUAAUAUGGACUGGCGCUCAUUAACACAGGUAAAGGAGCUUGGAGUUGUGGUUUAUAACUGCAGCUGUCUUGCCAAUGACUUGGAAAAGAUCUUCAAGAUGUAUCAGUACCUGGGACAAGAUGAUGUAUCCCUUCCAUCGGAUUGGCCUGCAGAAUAUGAUGCAGAUUCUAGCAAAGAUAAACCACUGAAACUUCAGUUAAAUGGAACAGAUGCAAGUGUUUAUAUUUCAAGUGCUCCGAAAUCUUUGUGCUCAAAGGAUCGGACAUGGGAUCAGGACGCCAUCAUUAGUGUAAUCAGGGAUGCAAAAAUAUUUGUUUACAUCUCUGUAAUGGAUUUCAUCCCAAUGAUGCGCUACAGUAACCCUCACAGGUACUGGCCAGUUAUUGAUGAAGAGCUGAGAGCUGCAGCAUGUGGAAGAAAUGUGGAAGUCCGACUCCUCAUAAGUUGUUGGAUACAUUCAUACAAGAAGAUGUUCAUCUUUCUUCAGUCACUCAGCAUUCUAAACAGAAAUCCACUGCACUGUAACAUCAAAGUGAGGGUGUUCCGCGUUCCUUCCAGUGCAGCAGAAGAGAAGAUUCCAUUUGCUAGGGUCAACCACAACAAGUACAUGGUGACUGAUCGUGUAGCUUAUAUCGGGACCUCCAACUGGUCAGAAGAUUAUUUUACUUCAACAGCUGGCAUUGCUCUUGUUGUGAAUGAAACCGGAAGUGCCACAGAAGGAGAGACAACUGUGCAAAGUCAGUUGAAGGCCAUUUUUGAACGAGACUGGAGUUCAAAUCAUGCUAAGAAUCUCACUGCUGAGGAUAACAAUGUGUGCUGAUUCCAUCAUGAGUCUCAUUUGUGUGAUGAGUUGAAAUAGGUGUGGCCAUAUUUAUUAUACUACUGUAAUGGCAUUGUGUUGAAUUUCCUCUCAAAGGCAGGGGUAGAAAAAUGCAUCCCUUUACAUAAAACUAUUGGUGGGAGGGGAAAUGAAAAACAUGAUGGAUUUUUUUUUUGUGUGUAGUUCAGGCAGCUCCAGAACUCAGGGAAACUAAAUAGACAAAAUACCCACUGUAGCAUUUUGUUAUAAAAAAAAAAAGAUCCAAAAAAUAUUACACAAAUAUUGUAUUCAAAUAUUUUUGAUGAAAAUAUAUAGCUCAUUCAUUUAGUUAGAAAAGCAUAGCAGGUGUCUGAAAAGGAAACCUUGCCUGCAGUGCUUCUCUUAAUCAAAGACGUUUUUCAGCUUCCAUACUUCUUCAACCUGUGCCCUGGUGCUAAAACCUGUUUCUCUAGCUCACAGAUUAGUGGAACAUUUGAGUGUACUAGUUUCUGCUUUUCCUUUUGGCAGUCUUCUUCCAGCUUUUACAGCCACCCUUUCCAGGAGUUAAAAUAUACUACAGUUUCCUUCAGCCUUUGGUCUACUAUUGAUCAGGCCUGACUUUGACAUGCUCUUAGUGCAUAAUCCAUUAAAAAAACUUCCCAGAUCUGAACUCUGGUGUUUUUAAUGUGGUUUAGUGUUUAAUGAGCCAGAUAUAAAGGGAGAUAUUUCUUCAUAUUUGAAGAAGUUCUUCUGAAUUUUGAAGGAGGAGCAAUUCUUCACUCUGUUGACAUGGCACAACUUUUCAUUAGGCAUAACUUUUAUUAGUUUGUAAGGCAAGUCCUGUUUUACUUCAUUUAAAAGUAAAGUGCUUACUACAAAGAGACAACAUUAUUAACAUAUACACAGGUACACUGUCAUAAAUAAAUAAAAACAGCCAGGGCAAGAGCUCCACAUUGACCGAUGGCAAGGCAGGCUACUGGGAAGGCCUUCUGUCUUAAUGGAUAGCAAGCAGCUAAUGUAGUAAGAAGUAAUUACAUCUGUAUCUGACCAAAAAGGUAAGAAAGGUUUCCAUUAUUUUAUCCUUUGAUAGUUGCACCUUUCCACUACUAGCAGUGGCACUGUACAAAAUAGUUAUAGUGACAGAUUUCUGUUUACACGCUAUUCUAAAUGGGCAAUAAGGCUAAGGAUUCAUCUGCUUAAAAAAACGAAAAGAAAAAGAACAAAAAGAAGUGCAGCCAACCUUUUCUUUGUCAUUGUUUGUGUAUAGCUGGUAACUUUUCCUUCAGUUUAAUUUCUUUUUUAUAAAUGAUGAUGUCAGCAAUGCUUGCUAAUAUUUAUUUUCUUAACAUAACCACUUUCUUAUGUAGCAGUUGAAGCAGCUAAGUCUAUGCAUUCAACAAACAUCAACUCAUGCUGCUAAAUACAGGUUGUUUUAAUGUAUUUUUGAAAAUUACCAGUGUACUUUAACCCAUAAGAAGCUCUCUUACUGGUUACUAUUGGACUGAUCUGGGGCAGUUUUGUAUAUCCAAAUGUUGUAUAUGUAGUUUGAUGAUUUUAAAAAGAAAAUGUACCUGCUGACUUGAACUAACACAUUGUAGGAAACAAACAGGUACAUCACAUUAGGGUUAUAUUUUCUCACAGACCAGUCCAAUCAUUCAGAUUUUGUAUUUUUGUUAGAGAGGAACUGGUCAUUAAUGUUAUGUGAAAUUACAAAGUUACAUGCCUCUUCUGUCCCAACUGAUUCUAUAUAAGUAAAUGUUGAUUCUGAUAUCUGCAUUAAAUCCCCAUUAUAUUUGGAUAGGAGGUACAGAAGAAAAACUUUUGAAGAUGGAGAAGCACAGGAUUUCAUAAACCAUCAAUAAAAAGAAUAUAAUUUUAGUGCAACUAAGAUGCUACAAGAAAGAACAUAAUAGAAAUUGUGCACCCAUACACACACAGACAUGUACAAACAUACUAAAAAAUAUAUAUAAUAUUCACAUUUUCCAUGUCCUUCAGCUGCCACACCUAAAAGCACAAUACAGCAUCUGCAACUCAUUAUAUGCCGAUGUAUUAUACCUCUGACAACUAAAACCUCCAAUAUUAUUGGUACGAUGUUUUGUGUUCCGACAAAGGGACAUAAACUGUAGGCUUUCUGUGUUUGGGAAUUCUUAUUAUUUAGGUAGCAGGUUUUGAUUAUUAUCAUUUUUAAAUCUUUUCUUGCCAUUUAUUUAAAAAGUACAUCCCCACCAAAACAGUCUACAUUAUUAGAUGUAGAUUGUAGUUGUAGUCGUGUGCGUAAAUGUUUGAGCUACUGCUUCAGGUUUCUAUUCGUUUUUUCCUUUCCAGGUUCACCUGCAGCACUGGAUAUAAUCUAAAUUGCUGAAUAUGUGGAAGACUUAAAAAUGUAGUGAGGUAUAUAAAAUUAGGAAGGUUCACCCUAUUGUGAUCAAGUGCCUCUUUCAAGUGUUGUGCAGAUCUAUGAAAGAUAAAAUUUAGGUUGUGGGCAUAACUAGCAUGCAGAUAUACAUUGCAGUUUUCAUCUGCACUUCGUGGUUUAGUCUUUUGGUAAAUAUUUAAAAGGAUUUGUGAUACAGAUAUUCUAAUAUAGAAAACUGUGCAGUGGCACGCAUAUUUCUUUCCUGAGAAACAACUGAGAUAUCACAACUCCCUUCCCAUAUGUGAUAUAAAGUUUUUAAAAUAUUGAGAAUUUUGCAUAUUCUUUUGAACCGUUUAGGCAAGCUAGAGCCUACUUUUUUCUGAUCUUGGAAUUUUACUACUUUAUAAUUUGUCGCCUUUCUGGUAAUGUACUACCAUUCAUAUCCUUUUAUGUAUAUAUUAAGUGCUUUACUCUCACACGUGUAUAUAUACAUACACACACACACACACACACACACACACCAUAAUUGCAACCACUCCUGUUCCUAUCAUAUUCUACAACAGAAAUGCUGCCUAGAAAAUAAAUGAAGCAUUUUCUGUGUCCUGAUUGCAACUUUAGAAAGCAAGAAGGGAUAAUUCAUAUUCUUUAUAUUUAUAUACUUUUAUUUCUCUUUCUAAGAAACCCAUUUCUGUAAAUUUUGGUUCUUUUGCCCUAAGACAUUUUGAAAAACAAGUUAUUUUUGCUGACAGCCUACCCUUAUACUCUUUAAAUACACUGGUUACAUAUCUGAAUGACAAUAAUAAAUCCAUAACACAGAGUUGCUAUAAACUUGUGAAACACUACCAGAUUGUACAUAGCUCUACGUAUGAGUUACAUGUGAGUUUCCUCUGUGAUGGACUGGCAUCUUGUCUGGCAGUGGCUCUCUGCCUUAUGCAUAUUACCUAUUGGGGCAGGUUAUUGAAUAGAUAAAACAGAUAGUGAAGAAUGAAUAAGAAUCUAAUUGAGACCAUAUGCUGUGGUAUCUCUUCUGAAAGUCAUCUUUAUAAUUGUUUCUUAACUGCAGAAAACAGUCCUCUUAGAGUGCAACUCUACACCUCUGGUAUUUUUAACUUUUCUGCAGUAUUAUUUCUUGAAUUUUUUUUGAGGGGUGGGUUCUGAUGAUAUGCUACAUUAUAGUAUAGCUUUCUUACUAAAUCAUUUAAGUAGCUUUUCUACUAUUAAGAGAGUAAACUGCACUUCAUUGUAAUUUGCAUCUUUUUAACCAGUUACCAUCUGAAUAAAUCACCUACAGUGUUCUAAUUCAGGAUGUAUUUUGUGACUUUUUAGGACUUCUGCAAAGAUAAGUUAAAUUAAAACUGAUCUUUCUUCAUGCAGCAUGUGCAUGAUUUAGCUGUCAGAUGCAAGGCUUUCAAAUGAAAUAUUUCCAGCUGGAAGAAGGGACAAUGUGUUACAUUAGACGAUAUUUGAAAUUGUACUAUGACGAAUCAUCUCUGCUUCCUCUCUGGCAAUCUCAGGGAUCAUUCUUUAUGUAGAAACUGUAAAAGAUUUCCCUGUGAAUCCGCAAUACAUAUUCAGGGACUUGAAGUGAAAAAAAAAAAUAACUAGGAGGGAUAUAAGCUUUAGAGACACUGUCUUGCAGAAUCCUUUCCCUGUGUAUGUUCUAGACCUACCUUUUUUAAGUUACUGUUGUGAAGCCACCUAACUGUGACUUUCUGUGGAAUACUCCAGUUAUGAUAAUAAUUUUGCUUCUUUUUAAGGAUUCCAUUAUUAUUAUCAUUAAUAUUAUUGCUGUUAUUUACAUAAUCUUAUGACGUCCCCCUAAAAACUUAUUUUUAAUGUUCACAAUUUCACUUUGUUUUAUUACAGUUUUAAAACAUUAAGCUACUUUCAGUGAUCACAGCCCUCCUUAGAAUUAUGUCAAAGUUGAAGAAGGAUACUUGAGAAUGCUGUUUAAGAGCUUGAUCCUAUUGCAUUUCCUACAGUGGAUUUUAAUAACUAAAUCCCAUAGUCAGCAAAAAGCAAUAACUAAGGAAGAUGCAGUUAGAAGAAAACACAUGACCUGCUAAAUCUGAGCACGUGCUGAAGAACGCCCCAGCACAGCCGCCUCUCCUCCUUUCACUUUCCAUUACUUCACUAGAUAUAUUACAUUUAUUGCAAUCUGUGAAUAUUACUGAGUCUUUUGAGAGGCACCUUACUGCAUAACUGUAAUAAGUCAUUUUUCUUCCCUCCCACAGUUUUUAUACCUGACCUCUCCAAAGCCUCCUCCCUUAUAUAAAACUGUUGGAAAACAAGACACUGCCAUUGUUGUAACACUCCUGCAGGAACAUUUUAUGUUUAUCCCACAUUAUCAAGGUAUAUUAUGUUGUGUAGCUUCUAAACAAUGCUUGUUGCAUCCAUAUUUAUUUAGCAAAUCUCACAAGUAGUGUGAAAACCAUCAGACUCCCUAAUUGCAAAUUACUUCUUUGCUUGAUUCAUAUAGUGGAGCAAUUUACAGAGCAGCCCUUUUAAGCUAGUAAGAAUAAAAUCACACAAAAGGAAUGUGUAUACAAGAAAGGAAGAAAAGUAAGGUGCCCUAGACAACCCAUAUUUGAUUAGAGGCAUGGGCAUUGGAGGGGAUAGGGUUGGGAGGAUCAAAGUGAGCAGCUGCAGCCAGUGUGCCCAUGCUAGGAAAUGGAGGGGAGCACCCAGUAGGAGCAUUGAGUAUUGUACCCAUGGACCACCAGCCUGCAAGCGUAUGCUACCAAGCUGUGAGCACUUAGCAACCUGGGAACUAGUGUGUGUGUGUGUGUGUGUGUGUGUGUGUGUGUGUGUGUGUGUGUGUGUGUGUGUGUGUGUGUGUGUGUGUGUGAGACAUUGUAAACACACAAACCUUCCUAAUGUCAGGCAGCACGAUGGGGCUCAAGGAAAGCCAAAGGGAGAGAACCUCAGGGGUAGGCUACUCCGCACAAUCUGUUGGUCCACUUCCUGCCACUCACUACUGGAGAAAUAAGUGGUCAGAUUAGGAUUCCUGAGCAGGAACGAAUGGACCAUAAAGCUCUCACUUGACCUGGAGAUGUGCAGCUCUCACCUCUAUGGAAUGAAUAAACUGAUUGUGUACUGGCAGUGGAGCCAUCGGGCAGGAUCUGCAAAGAAGGAAGAACAAAAAUGCAGGAAAGAUAUGAUGUAAGAAUGCUUAUAUGAUGUUAUAAAUUAAUUUGUUGAAGUUCUUUUAUAAAUAGGAGGCAAACUUUUUUUUUUUUUUUUUACUUAAAAGCUCUUACCAUUUGUAAAUAGCUUAAUUUAAUUGGGAUAGGGAUUUUUUUUUCAAAAUAACCAAAGAAGUGUUUCAGCUUUUAAGGUGUUUUUAUUCUAAUCACAGCAGAAGGGGUCAAAACCUUCUGUUUCAUAUAAAAUUAGUCCUUCUUUCUGAAGGCUUUGUUUGUUUUAUUCUUAAAAAGUAGGUAGCAGACAUUUUUCUUAUGUUUUACAGCAUUAAAUGGUAUAUCAGGGCAAUGGACACCAUGUAUCAUUACUUUGUUUUUCACUCUGUACGUAAAUAGUUAUGCUGUGGUAUCAGAUUCAAGUGUAGUUUUGUAAGUUGUAUGCAAAAAUUCAUUAAAGUUUCUUUGACAAUACAAUACUUCAGAAAUGUACUGCUUAGUUGACUAGAAUGAAAAAAAAUCAGUAUCUGUUGUAUAUUACCCUUGCUGUGAUUCAGCAAAAAAUAUGCACCAUCAUUUUAAAAAUAAUGCCCAGUAAUGAAUGAAUUGCUGAGCGUGCAGAGGAUUGUAAUCUGAAGAGCAAAAUCAGUAGUUGUAAAUUUCCAGAUUUUUCCAGACAGACUACUUAUUACAUAUAGAUGACAAGUGAUAUACUUUUUAGUUUUAGAUGAAUGUUCUAUAAAUUCAUUUGCUUCUAAGACAAUGAAGGAGUGAUGUUCAAUGGGAAAAAACUUUGUAAUUUUUGUUACCUGCUGAUUAUUGGUGUGCACUUUAAGGAGAGUGUACCUAAGCUUUAGGGGUAACAGCACACCUCAAAAGUCUUUAUAAUCCACGUUUACUAAAUUGUUCCAACUUGAUAUUCAAAAGGAAAUGAAAAACAACGUAAAUAAUUAUUUAAAAUACUGAUGAGUAUGAGGAGUGAUAAAAAUGUUGGUGCCUGUUGUACAAACUCUUCUUUUUAGAUUUUUUUGAUAAAAAAAUAAUCGGUCUGCACCAAAUUUCUUUAAAAAAAAAAAAAAACUACAUUCUUGUUUAAGGACAAUACUUCUGUAUCUAUCUAGGCAAACUGUCAUUUCUGAAAAAGAAAGAAACUCCACAAAAAUGGUGGACAGUGUCUUAUUUGUAUACUGUCACAGAUUACAUUUAAUCCCCACAUGUAUUCACCUGGCAAGAGAAUGCAAGAUUGUAGCAUUUUUUUCUUUUAUUUAUUUAAGAGAAAAAAAAUGAACCCUUGGAAAUUCAUCUUUUAUGGGUGAUUUAGAGUUUUUUUUUGUUUGUUUGUUUGUUCAAUUUUCUCCUGUUCAAAAAAACAAUGUACUAGGAGAAUUUAGAGAAAUAUUAAGGGUUAUUUCAUAUUUCCUAACCUACCACCACAGCAAGCAAGUGGGAUUUCAGUUAAACAUAUUUUCUAAAACGGACAAGCAGCAAAUUUGAUUUUACUGUGCACAAUGAGUACAUUGUUAGAGUCUGAAAUGAACUGGCUGUUUAUUUUAUUAAAUGUUUAUUAUUUCAAGAAGA